CGUCCGGAAUUCCGAAUAGCCCUCGAGCUCGAACUCGUCACCUGCACGCUCAUGCACAAUUCAACACCCCAUCGUCAAGCGCAACAGGCGGGACUGACUCUACUAGGUAGCUUUCUCCAUAUUCCGAAGCCUGCUUACGACGCCCCGUUUUUCUUCGCGAUCGCGUUCUUCGUUGUCCUAUGGCCUCCGUUGAAUUCAUCAUUGAAGGAAGCAGAAAGUGCAGGAUUUAGUUGGUCGGUCUGCGUGAGGUCUAUGACUCUAUGCAAACUGGAUGCAAACUUGUGUGAUGUCAGUGGGUUACUCAGAUCCAGAACGUGCAGGGAAGUCUGGCCGAGUCAAGGCCGCUGCAUGAUGUCACAGCGAUCACCCCACCCAAGCUCCAUCCCGUCUGCCUGCCAUCAGGAUCUUUACCUCCAUCUCUUCUUAUCCCUGCGAGUCUAUUACGCUUGCCUGUCUGCUACUGCGUUCGCCUAUUUCCUACCCGCUGCCGAUAUCAUGUUGUUAUCUGCAGCUCACAGUCUGCGGCUGCUAUGUCCUCCCUCCAAGUAACUAGAUGACGGCAAUCUGACAAGGGUGAGAUUUGCAUGACGGUUGACAUGGAUAGCGGGGUGCGUAACGGUGAUUGAUGUAGACGGCGGCAGGGCAGUGGUUGCAAAUUGCAAUGAUGCAGACAGAACUUUGACCACCUGGAACUUUCCGAUCACAGACCAGACGUUGCCCAGACGGCCCAUUCUGGAAGUAUCCCCAGACUUCAUACAGGCUAGCCUCAAUAUCUAAAUCUGAACCAGUCAGCCGGUAUUAAUAGUGUUGCCGCGAAGCGAACUGAAGCGAAUUGAAGUGGAAAUUUGACACACUUCGGUAGACUUCGUU
Messenger RNA from Suillus plorans, 870 nucleotides. RefSeq lists its product as uncharacterized. The record is from RefSeq and is a predicted model, not a curated record. Bases 52 to 549 code for a protein of 165 amino acids. The transcript has a single exon. NCBI's taxonomy places the organism in Eukaryota, Fungi, Basidiomycota, Agaricomycetes, Boletales, Suillaceae.